Messenger RNA from Bursaphelenchus xylophilus (pine wood nematode), 2464 nucleotides. NCBI's taxonomy places the organism in Eukaryota, Metazoa, Nematoda, Chromadorea, Rhabditida, Aphelenchoididae. The record is from the annotation of a GenBank genome assembly.
AUGCAGACGCUUGGGGAGAAGUGGAGCCAGUCGGACUCGCUUCUGCAAGGUCCAUGGGACUAUUUGAGGUUAAACUAUGGAGAUUAUCUGCGAUCACCACUGUUUCCGGUGGUUUUUGCCCUCUCAAUCGACUACUUUUAUGUGGCAAUUUUUACGAGUAAGUAAAACACGCAAUCUUCAGACAACGCUGAAAAAUUUCGGUGAUUUUUUUCCGAUUCCGACUUUUUUUACAUUUCGCAUAUGACGGGAAAAUAAUGAGGGCAAUAAGGUUGCGCUUGCUGAAUCCACAUUAUUUUCUCGACAGACUGAUAUCAGUUUUUGUCAAAGUGCUUUUGCGAUUCUCCAUGCGACAGAGUGCUCAUUAUUUUACCGACAGAAGGAUAUUAAAAAAAAAAGAUUUUUUAGGACAAGUCACAGGGCGAUAAAAAAAUGAAAUUUUUGACGCACAAUAAAAUAAAAAAAAAGCAUUUUUUAAGACCACACACAGCGCAAUAGUUUUUUUAUAACUUUUCCAAUUUAAAUUUUUUUUAACAGAUUUAUCCUAAUUUUGAUUUCAGCAAUUGACCUCUUCUUCUACGAUGUUCCAUUCUUCAAAAAAGCCAAGAUUCAGAAACACAUUCCGGUGACUUGGAAGUUGGUCAAGGAAACGCUCAGUCUCCAAUUGCUAAACCAGUUUCUCUGGUGAGUUUUUGUUCUUUUGCGGGCUAAAAUACGGAGCACGUCAAGAAAAAAUAAAACAAAAGCGCUCAAGCAAUGAAAAAUUCUUGGCAUUCUGUUUCAGCGAAAGAAUAAUUUUUUGCUCCAAAGAGAACCUGAUUACACCAUGAAGAUGAGGUAGAAUGGGGUUAUUGCAUAUAUAAAUUUGAAGCUGGGGUCCUGCUUAACCUGAAUAUAUAUAUUUCAUAUAAAAAAUCGGUCGUCUUCUGUCUGUUUGAAGCCUAAACUAACAGCGCCUAAAAAGUGUUGCGAUUUCGAGGAUUUCUCUAAGAUUUUCCCUCGCCCCUAUUUGAAGUUUCGUGGAAACAUAGUCUGGAACAAGGCGGAGCCUAAAACGAAAAAAAAUCAAAUGAGCCAGUUUCGAGAUAGAAAAUCUCUUCAUUUUGCGCAAUAUUUCGCCUUUCCUCUGACUUCAUCCAAAAAAACCGUCAUUGAGACGGAUUUUUGUACACUUUCAUAAGCGGGAACAGAAUGCCAACUUUCGUGUUGAAAGAUAACCCUUUGAGCGCAAAAUCUUGACGUGCGGAGGUUUUAUUUAUUUUUUUUUCAAUUUGUAUCUCACAAUGAAUUUAGGAUCUACCCAAUGGCACUUGUCCAAGUGAUCUGGGUGCCCGAGGACACGCUACCGGAGAAAGCCCCAAGUUUAUGGGAGCUUUGUUGGCAGAACGCCACAUUCUUCGUCUUGUUCGACGCUGGCUACUUUGUCUACCAUUUGAUGUCACAUAAGGUUGGUUUUCUUGCUUAUUUUUGCUUAACUAAAGAUCACUUUUUAAGUAUAUUUUUUUCUUAUCAAGGUUAUACUUGGUAUUUUGCUCUUUUCAUCCCGAAAAGAACGAAAAAUGCAAGGUGUUUUGCCAUGUUUUUGGUCAAUAUAAUAGAUUACAAAAAAAUAGGAAACACUCGUCUUCCAAGCUUUUGCGAAAAAUGGUUAAAACUUCUCAUCUUGCCUAAAGAACUAUGCAGUUGUGGAGAAGACCACUUUGCAUGAUGGUAUCCUUCAUGUAAAAAAAUUGCAUCUUUUUCCGUCUGACUGGAAAAAACUAAUAUCUGUCUGUCGAAAAAAUAGUGAGUGCAAUAUCGCAGCGCCAACUGAAGUGGAGCCGCUGAAGUGGAAAGCAAUUUGGUUUUGUCUCGACACAAUUCGUUUUCUCGCUGCGACAUUGCGCUCGUUAUUUUCCCGACAGACAGAUAGUACUGUGUUUCUUUGAAGCACAGGAGGUACGCCCUUUUACUACUAGGCUUUUCGUAAAAUACGCAGACUUUAGGGAUGGGUAGCAUUGGGUAAAACCUGACGCUCUUCUUGCAGAUCCGUUGGCUGUACCGUUGGUGCCACUCCGUCCACCACAUGUACUCCUCUCCAUUCGCCGCCGCCGCUCAGCAUCUCCACCCGUUCGAGCUGUUCUUCACCGCCACCUUCAUCACCUGCGUUCCGUGGCUGUUCAAGCCGCACUGCGUCACGUAUUGGGUGUGGUUCCUGAUCGCGCAAACCGUCUCGUACGAAGUCCACAUUGGCUACGACUUUCCGUUCAUGUUGCAUCGCUUUAUUCCGUUCUAUUCGGGCGCUCCGGCCCAUGAUAUGCACCAUGUGAGGCCGUUGACCUGCUUUGAGCCGUGGUUCAACUACUGGGACAAGUUGUUCGGCUAUCAUGUGACGUAUGAGGAUGUGAAGAGGAUGAAUAAGGAAAUGUCAGCGAGAUACGGGAUGUACAGUGACGAGGAUGUGAAGGGAUUGAAAAUGUUGAAUUAA